This is a messenger RNA of Lagenorhynchus albirostris (white-beaked dolphin), 804 nucleotides long. RefSeq names its product ORM1-like protein 1. The transcript has a single exon. The annotation marks the transcript as partial. Gene Ontology annotation, biological process: ceramide metabolic process; negative regulation of ceramide biosynthetic process; intracellular sphingolipid homeostasis. Gene Ontology annotation, cellular component: endoplasmic reticulum membrane. NCBI's taxonomy places the organism in Eukaryota, Metazoa, Chordata, Mammalia, Artiodactyla, Delphinidae. The record is from RefSeq and is a predicted model, not a curated record.
AUCGCAAACGUGAAUGUUGGAGUUGCCCACAGUGAGGUGAAUCCAAAUACCCGUGUAACGAACACCCGGGGUAUGUGGACGGCAUAUGCUUUGGGAGUUGGCUUGCUUCGUAUCGUUUUACUCAGUAUUCCUGUUGCCUGGACCUUAACAAAUGUUAUACCUAAUCUGGGGAUGUAUGUAUUUUUGCAUGCAGUAAAAGGAACGCCAUUUGAAACUCCUGACCAGGGUAAAGCGAGGCUCCUAACACACUGGGAACAACUGGACUAUGGAGUACAGUUUACAUCUUCAUGGAAGUUUUUCACAAUGUCUCCAAUAAUUCUAUAUUUUCUGGCAAGUUUCUAUACGAAGUAUGAUCCAACUCACUUCAUCUUAAACACAGCUGCUCUCCUGAGUGUGCUAGUUCCCAAAAUGCCGCAGCUACAUGGUGUUCGGAUCUUUGGAAUGAAUAAGUAUUGAAAUGUGUUUUGAAACAACAAAAAUGUUUACAGCUACUGAGUUUUUUGUAAGGAAGGGAUGGGUACUAAACUGCACCGUUUCUGUGAUAAUGUGAAAUGAGAGGUAGCUACAUUGGAGAGCCAAUUGCUGGUUCUUCAUAUGCUGUUUUGAAGUGCAGAUUCUUAUGAGAAGAUGCCUUUGUUUAACGCAUCUGGUAUCCUUCUGUAGAGAGGCUUCAGAGGCAGGCUGGGCAGGCCCAGCUUAUAAGUUAAAUGGCUAUAAAGUAAAGGUGUAGUAGAUAAAUCCAAGGAAAUAAGAGAUUUAUAAGAAACUAAGUCCAGCUAAGCUUAUAAUGAAUGGGCAUUAUGU